Messenger RNA from Bubalus bubalis (water buffalo), 1630 nucleotides. It is a transcript of the gene G6PC1, whose product is annotated as glucose-6-phosphatase catalytic subunit 1. The record is from RefSeq and is a predicted model, not a curated record. The transcript is spliced from 5 exons. Gene Ontology annotation, molecular function: glucose-6-phosphatase activity. Lineage: Eukaryota; Metazoa; Chordata; Mammalia; Artiodactyla; Bovidae. Gene Ontology annotation, cellular component: membrane. Gene Ontology annotation, biological process: gluconeogenesis; glucose 6-phosphate metabolic process. Bases 1 to 1074 code for a protein of 357 amino acids.
AUGGAGAAGGGAAUGAACGUUCUACAUGACUUUGGGAUCCAGUCAACACACUACCUCCAGGUGAAUUACCAGAACUCCCAGGAUUGGUUCAUCUUGGUGUCUGUGAUUGCAGAUCUCAGGAAUGCCUUUUAUGUCCUCUUCCCCAUUUGGUUCCAUCUUCGAGAAGCUGUGGGCAUCAAACUCCUCUGGGUAGCUGUGAUUGGAGAUUGGCUCAACCUCGUCUUUAAGUGGAUUCUCUUUGGACAGCGCCCAUACUGGUGGGUUUUGGACACAGACUACUAUAGCAACACCUCGGCACCGCUGAUAAAGCAGUUCCCGGUCACCUGUGAGACCGGCCCAGGGAGUCCCUCUGGCCACGCCAUGGGUACAGCAGGUGUAUACUAUGUGAUGGUCACAUCCACCCUCUCUAUCUUUCGCGGAAAGAAAAAGCCAACCUACAGAUUUCGGUGCUUGAAUGUCAUGUUGUGGUUGGGAUUCUGGGUCGUGCAACUGAAUGUCUGCCUGUCACGAAUCUACCUUGCUGCUCAUUUUCCCCAUCAAGUUGUUGCUGGAGUAUUGUCAGGCAUUGUGGUUGCUGAGACUUUCCGCCACAUCCAGAGCAUCUACAAUGCCAGUCUCAGGAAGUACUUUCUCAUCACCUGCUUCCUGUUCAGUUUCGCCAUUGGAUUUUACCUGCUGUUAAAGUGGCUGGGGGUUGACCUGCUGUGGACUCUGGAGAAAGCGAAGCGAAGGUGUGAGCGGCCGGAGUGGGUCCACAUUGACACGACGCCCUUUGCCAGCCUCCUGAAGAAUCUGGGGACCCUCUUUGGCUUGGGUCUGGCUCUCAACUCCAGCAUGUACCGGGAGAGCUGCAAGGGCAAGCUCAGCAAGUGGUUCCCGUUUCGCCUCAGCUGCAUCGUGGCCUCCCUCAUCCUCCUGCACCUCUUUGACUCUUUGAAACCCCCCUCCCAAAUCGAGCUGAUCUUCUAUGUCCUGUCCUUCUGCAAGAGUGCAGCGGUGCCCCUGGCAUCUGUCAGCCUCAUCCCCUACUGCCUUGCCUGGGUGCUGGGCCAGCCCAACAAGAAGACUUUGUAAAGGGAUGUGGAGUCUUCAGAAUUAAAAGCCAAUGACUCUGCCAAGGAUUGAGGAUGGUUAGGGCUUUCUGCCAGCCCAUCAUGAGGCCAGAGGUACUAGAGUCGCCUCAGGUGGCCCCCUUUCCUCCUUUGCAAUUCUAAUUGUUUUGGGUGAUGUUUUAUUGAAAAACUAGAGAAAGCUUUUAUUUGAGAAAGCCUUAUUGGAAGGUGGAUCGUUCUGGAUUGUUUCUGCAAAGGUCUGCCUUUUUUUCUGUCUAGUACAAAGGCAAGACUUCUUGGUAGUAGUAGUAGUUUAGUCUCUAAGUCAUGUCCAGCUCUUGCAACCUCAUAGACUGUAGCCCACCAGGCUCCUCUGUCCAUGGGAUUCUCCAGGCAAGAAUACUGGAGUGGGUUGCCAUUUCCUUCUCCAGGGGAUCUUCUCCACCCAGGAAUCGAACCCCGGUCUCCUGCCUUGCAGGCAGAUUCUUGACCAACUGAACUAUGAGAGUAGGAUCAGCUAGCUCAUAAUGCCAGGCUGGGAAUCACAAGUGAAUUUCCCCCCCUUUUUUUUUUUUAAU